Molecule: messenger RNA, 768 nt
Organism: Puntigrus tetrazona (Sumatra barb)
Lineage: Eukaryota; Metazoa; Chordata; Actinopteri; Cypriniformes; Cyprinidae
Product: regulator of G-protein signaling 5
Exons: 5
Coding region: 159-653 (164 amino acids)
Source: RefSeq, a predicted model, not a curated record
CGAGGCGGGCGGCCAUUGUGCGGCGUUCUCACCUGGCAGCUGUCUGUGUUGUCUCACGAUCCCAGAUCAGAUUAGCGGCGCUAUAUAAGAGACCGAGGGAGCCGAGCCGAGCCGGAGACUUUCGGUCCAUUCUUUGAGGCUCUUUCGGACGUUGCGUGAUGUGCAAGGGGCUGUCAGGCAUCCCCUCCUCGUGCCUGGAGAGGGCGAAGGGCAUGAGGGUCAAACUGUCCCACCUGGCCGAGAAGCAGGAGUGGGUUUACAAACACAGAGCGACCGAGGAGAAGGCGCCUCAGGACCUGGAGUCUCUGCUCAGCAGCAAGCCGGGCAUCCAGGCGUUCCGCGGGUUCCUGCGCUCCGAGUUCAGCGAGGAGAACCUGGAGUUCUGGCUGGCCUGCGAGGACUACAAGAGCACUUCCGGCUCCAGACUGGCGGCGCGAGCCCAGAACAUCUUCAAGCAGUUCGUCGACCCUGACGCUCCUCGAGAGGUGAACCUGGACAGCGAGACCCGCGAGGCGCUGGUGGGGCUGAUGGAGGAGCCCGCGGCGGACACCUUCCUCCAGGCCCAGCGGCGCAUCUUCUCCCUGAUGGCUAAAGACUCGUUCCCUCGCUUCCUGCGCUCCUCUUACAGCCAGCAGCCUCUCCGAGUCCUGUGAGCGUCUACGCCUCCGCUACGGCCAGCUAGGAGAUGUAGUGCAGUCAUCGUUUAAACAUCUAGAAGUGCUCACUUUGCCUUUAUAUCUUUAAAGCUAAUAAAGUUGUCUGAGUCAG